UUCGGGUCCGCCAUUUUGACUUCCCGACCUUGGGCUCUGACUGGUAGCUGUCUGCAGUCAGUUCCGUGCGGUCAUGUCUGCGCUGACGCCGUUGCUGCUGAGGGGCCUAACGGGCCAGGCCCGGCGGCUCCUGGUGCCGCGUGCCCAGAUCUAUUCCAAGCCUCCGCGGGAGCAACUCAGGACCAUGGAUCUCGCCAUUGGGCUCACCUCCUGCUUCCUGUGCAUCCUCCUGCCAGCCGGCUGGGUCUUGUCUCACCUGGAGAGCUACAAGAAGCGGGAGUGAAGGGGCUGCCCUCUCCCUCGCCCUGUGACCCGACCACCCCGGCCUGUCCUGGUCAUGCCUGCUACAUUCCUGGCCGGCCUCCCCUGGACCACGUCCUUCAGUUACAGUGACCUCUUCUGCAAUCAUAACCUCUUGAUUUCUCCAUUGUGACAUUCUGGGACCACAGAUUUCGGUUUAUAAGGCCUCGCUCGGUAGGGGACCCCCCCCCCUUGUAACAAUAAAAUGUAUUUAAAUCUUG
Molecule: messenger RNA, 521 nt
Organism: Pteronotus mesoamericanus
Lineage: Eukaryota; Metazoa; Chordata; Mammalia; Chiroptera; Mormoopidae
Product: cytochrome c oxidase subunit 8A, mitochondrial
Exons: 2
Coding region: 74-283 (69 amino acids)
Biological process (GO): mitochondrial electron transport, cytochrome c to oxygen
Cellular component (GO): mitochondrion
Source: RefSeq, a predicted model, not a curated record